Messenger RNA from Danaus plexippus (monarch butterfly), 1545 nucleotides. Its product is annotated as facilitated trehalose transporter Tret1-like. Gene Ontology annotation, biological process: transmembrane transport. Gene Ontology annotation, molecular function: transmembrane transporter activity. Bases 65 to 1432 code for a protein of 455 amino acids. The record is from RefSeq and is a predicted model, not a curated record. The transcript has 8 exons. Gene Ontology annotation, cellular component: membrane. Lineage: Eukaryota; Metazoa; Arthropoda; Insecta; Lepidoptera; Nymphalidae.
UUGCACACUCCACAAUUGCAGUGUACAUUUUGAUAUCGUCCUGUUAUUUGUUUUUUUGUAUAAAAUGCAUAAAAUUAAAUUAACUGGAUUUCAACUUCAAGUACUUAUUUCAUUAUGUAUGUACAUGGGAUUAUUGCUUCUUGGUUUUACAAUUUCGUGGUCUGGGCCCAUGAUACCGAAACUACAGGAUUUAGAUCAAUCUCCUCUAUCACAUAAACUGACCGACACACAAGUUUCUCUUACUGGAUCUUUGUUAUACAUUGGCUCCAUACCAGGUUCAUAUUUGGUUGGAUGGCUUUCAAACUUCAAGGGUCGAAAACCAUGUUUGCUACUAGGUAGCCUUAUCAGUAUGAUAGGAUAUAUUUUGCUUCUUACUACCCGCAAUGUGCCGAUGCUCUUCAUAGGAAGACUGUUGACAGGAUUUAGUGUUGGCUGCAUCUUUCUUGUGGUCUUUGUUUAUCUGGGAGAAAUAGCGUCUACCAGUAGGCGUGGUACCCUGCUUGCCAUUGCAGGAAUAUUUACAACUUUAGGUUCGAUGUCAUUAUUCUCAGCAGCAACAUUCCUCUCUUAUCGAGAAUCAACCUCCGUUGGGUUGGCAUUCAGUAUAAUAUUUAUUUUAGGCCUACUAAUGAUUCCAGAAUCUCCGAUGUUUCACGUUUUAAAAGGAGAUGACAAUGCUGUUAAGAAAACAUUACAGGACUUGGACAGAUUGGACGAUUUAGAAAAAUUCAUUGUAGCAAAACAAGAUUACAGAACUAUAAGCAAUAUAAAAGAUUGGAGAGAUUUAUUUACAUUAAGAAAUAACAGAAAAGCAUUAUUCCGACUGACGUCGAUUAACAUUUUCCAACAAUGCAGUGGUGUGAUGGCUAUCAUGUUUUUUUUCCCUAAAAUAUUUGAAUUAUCCGGUUCAAAAAUAGAAGGAAAUCUUGGAAUGAUAAUUAUUGGAUGUUUUCAAUUAAUGGGAAGCACCGUGACCCCUAUUUUUAUUGAAAAGAUAGGGAGAAAGGUCAUCUUGACGAUGUCCUGUGCAAUUUGUUCUUUGUCCAUGUUCACGCUGGGACUAUAUUUUUAUUUGUUGGAUAUUGGAAAUCCAGGGAUACAAAAUGUACAUUGGUUGCCUCUUGUAGUACUUAUAUUUUUCUUCCUUGGAUUUGAUUCAGGUCUAGCAAUCAUACCGAGUGUCUUGAUCGGUGAGAUGUUCACGCCAAAUGUUAGGAGCUGUGGUUCAACAUUAACAAUCACAGUGAGCGGGUUAAUUGGUUUCCUGGUAACAAUAGUUUUUGGAACGAUAGUUAAUAAAGUUGGCCCAUUCGUUCCAUUUUGGUUCUUUUCCUGUACUUCUGCUCUUGCUUUCUUAUUCACAAUAUUUUUCAUUCCCGAAACUAAGGGUAAAGGUUUGUUAGAAAUACAGAUGGAUUUGGGCAAAAAAUAGCAACACAUAUGUAACGGCCAUAAAACCUAAUGUUGGGUUAUUUCUGUUGUUAUUUCACUAAGGUUUAUUGAAUGCAAACAACAACAAAAACUUCAUUGUAUCUUUCUUAAAAA